CCAGAGACGCAAUAGGCAGCAACGAUGGCCAAAGGCGCUUGCACAUUCCAACCACUAUCGACCGCCGAAAUCAUUGCUGCAUUCGAGGAAUGGGGUCUCUCAUUUACACCUGAACAACUUCAUCGACCAACUUCAGACUUUGUUGAAUUUGCAUAUUGUGCUUGUCUCUAUCAAGUAGCUGGCAUCAAACAAGAAGAUCUACGUGGACCUGCGCAGCAGGUGCUCUCUAGCACAUCUCUUGUGGACAAGGAGUUACAUGCUUCAUCCUUCAGUGGACAUCUCUUACUAUACCACCUUGCACGACUUGCCAAGGCUUCCGCGCUCCCUGACUUCAGCUCGAAAGACAUUCAGGCCCCGGAGCGCGAGCGCACCCUGAUGAUUCUUUCCGCUUUCAUCAACUUCAUCCGCUUCACGAGGCAAUUAUGCUUCGACUUUGUGACCUCUUUACGCGAAAAGGCGGACAAAGUUGUCACCGAGCGCGACCAAGUGAAACAGCGUAACGCGAAAGUGAUGGAGCAAAUCAACAUCCUCAAAGCGAAGAUUGCAGAGGACGAACCGAAAUGCGUACAAUUGAGAGAGGAUAACAACGCUUUGCGUUCUCAGAUGAUCGGUAUCAAGGAGUUGCAAAAGUCAAAUGCCAGAGAUGCCGACGAUCUCAAGUCAGAGAAGAUUGCUCUAGUGGCCAGUAAGGAAGUGUUGAAUGGGGAACUAGCGAGCCUCUCUGAAGCCACCUCUCGAACACGAUCCCGUAUCGUGCAAUCGCCAGAACGAAUCAAGCGAACAAUUACUACCAUGUCUCAUAACGCUUCUGAUGACAAACAACGAGUAGCCUUGAACGAGGCCAAAGCGCGUGAACUCCAAGCAAAGAUCAAUGCUCUUUCGAAUAUUGACAAGGAUGUCCGCAGCUGCGUCGAACAGUUGCAGACGGUGGAAAAAGAAGUCCGGCUGCUCCAAGAAUCGCAAAAGGAGUCCCAUGAACUCAAGGAUCUCCUGGAGGACAAGCAGAUUGAGCGAAAGGAACUAAGUUCUCGGCAAGAUAGAGUUCAAAAGCAGAUGUCGAAUGCUCAAGAUAAGUUGGAACGCGCUCAACGACAUGCAGAAGACAGGAAGAUCGCCAGUCAAAAGACCUUAGACCGCUUGCAGCGAGAAUAUGACGAAAUGGCGGUUGAAAGAAGGGACAAUGACAAACAGGUGGAGGAGCUCCGCGUAGAGGGCGAUGCGUUGGAGAGCAAGAUGGCGAGUCACCUCAAAGAGCAGGAGGCCGAGCUGAAUCAGCUGCUGUCGGAAUACUGGAAAUUGAGACAUGACACUGAUCUGUACAUGGAAACACUGGCCAAUAAGCUGAACAUGAGAGUAGACUUUACAUAGAAUUAUCAGCUCAUCGGUUGCGUUUACGGCUCUUCCUCGCCACACAAUCGACGCAGUACCAUUUCUUCCUUCCUUCUGGCGCUGCUGUGAGUCCCGUGCACCCGAGAUGGAACUGGAAGAAAUCAAGUAGGGUACCUGGAAGCAUAAAGCAAGCCACACACCCAUUCGUGCAAACAAUGUGGAUCAUCGCAAGCAAUCAUCUGCAGCCAAUUAGCCGAUCCACUGUGGAUAGGACGGCACUUACUUCGCCGAAAGAGAUCUUGUUGCAGUAACAAUAGAGAGGCUCGUUUGGGUCGACAUCUUCUCCCGCGGGAUCCAGUUCUGUCGCUGAUUCUUUCCUCUUGCUCUUCUUACCUUUCUUGCUGCGAUUCCUUGCAGCAGCAGCAGCUUCGUUCGCCCGGGCUUCCUCUGGCUCUGGACUCAUCGCAAGAAGAGGAGGCUUGGCCCAUUUCGGUACAACGAUUGCAGGUAAGACAAUAGGUGCAAGGUGCCUUCCAGGUCCCAACGCGAUGGCGUGCUCCUGCUCUUGGAUUUCCUGAUCAAUGAGACGGAUACUGCGCUCAACCUGCAACACAGAUUGAAUAUUGGUCCCCCACCGGAAUUCGAGACGGACUGAUUCGAAAGCACUGUGCGUGAGAUUGACCUUUUCCUGCCGGUCACGCAGAGAAGCCUCGGACAGCUGAAAAAUUCUCCUCAGACAGGCUCGACUGUCGGCCGGAGAAUAGUUGGAUUCUUCUGAAUCAUCUGUUGUUGCUACGCUGUUCGCCAUCCUUUCACGACCCCGACGGAUUCGGAAAUAUUCAUUGAUUUGUCCAGCCAGGUCCGCACUGCUCUCUAGAUCCAGAAGGGCGAAUGAGCUUUCCAACGGUUUGCGAAAGACCCCGGCCCACUUUCGUCGAGCUCAUCCCGCUCUUGAACCAAGGUGAAGGUCCGCUUCAGGCUUGAAGAUAGUUCGAACACUAUUGCGAAAGUGCUGUUCGUCAUUCUGUUCACCGUUCAAGACGACUAGCAAAGUACGCGAACCUUCGAAAUGAUCGUCUUUGAACGCGUUCCAAACUGUGUGCUCUUUCUCCCGAGGAUCUUCUGCAAUAUCUCCGUCUGAAUCUGCACCAGAAAGGUUGAUCUGUUCUUGAACUGCAGCGACGCGUUGAGCCCGCCCUCUCUUGCGGGAGGUGCGCGAAGACAUAUGAUGCGUGCGUGACAUUGCUGGUCACAAUACCAUCAUUAAAUCUCUCUUCUGAUACAUGGCCCUGCGGCCGCUCGUUGCGAUAUUUGGCACGACUGGAGUUGGAAAAUCGAAUCUUGCUAUCGAUAUUGCUUUGCAUAUAUCCAACGCGCAGCAGAAGCCGAACAAUCGAUGGAGGGGGGCCAGAAUCAUCAACGCAGACUCGAUGCAAGUCUACGCUGGCCUCGAUGUCCUUACAAACAAGGUCCCGGAGUCUGAACGACGAGGAGUCGAACAUCUUCUCAUGGGCUUUAAACAACCUGCUGAACAAUAUGUGGUCGGGCAGUGGAUCAAAGACGCGACGGCCUUGAUUGAAGAGACUCACGAACGCGGCGAGGUUCCCAUAGUCGUCGGAGGAACCUCGUAUUGGAUGCAACAUUUGAUUUUCCCUGACCGAUUGUCUGGGCCUUCUAUUGAGACCCAGGCAAAUCAAUCUGUCACUGUGGUCGAAGCCAUUGCCUCCCUACCUCCUAACCUCCAGAAUCUGUUCGAAGGUCUCCCGGAUCAACCACCAGACGCUGCAGUAGAUCCCGCUGGUGCGAGUGCUCUUCACACUCUGCUCAGACACCUCGACUAUUCCAUGGCGGAUCGGUGGCAUUGGCGCGAUACCCGCAAAGUUCUCCGAAGCUUACGAAUCGUUCAUGACACUGGCAGAAUACCCAGCGAGAUAGUUAGAGACCAGUCUGAACAAGUCUUGAAGCCGAAAUACGAUACUCUUUGUCUAUGGUUGUAUGCUGAGCCCUCUGUCCUGCACGCUCGCUUAGACGAUCGUGUCGACUUGAUGCUCAAGAACGGUCUCUUGGAUGAAGUUCGAUCAUUGCACGGCGUACCGGAGGCAGAUUUCACUUUGGGUAUAUACCAAUCUAUUGGCUACCGAGAAUUCCACAGCUAUCUUUCCGAACCCGCGUUACCCCAAGAUGCGUUCGAAAAAGCAGUGGAAAGCAUGAAAACUUCAACCAGACAAUAUGCGAAACGUCAGUUAUCGUGGAUGCGCAACAAACUUCUCCCUGCAGUCAACUCAACACAUGUUCCCACAUAUCUAUUGGACGCGACGGAACUUGGCCAGAAGUGGAUUGUCAAUGUGCAGGAUCCCGCUGUAAAAAUCACAAGCGAUUUCCUCAACGAGACGGCCCUCCCAGAUCCAGCAACAUUAUCACCACUGGCCAAGACCUUGCUACAGGGGAACCAGGCCAAGUUCGUUGAUCCAACCUCUGUCCUCAAAGCCCAGCGGAAAAUUGUUUGCGAAAGUUGCACAUCCGAUCCCUCUCAACCGGUCUUAAUAGAUGAGAAUCGCUUUCCUUUGCAUCUACAAGCUCGAUCGCACCGCCGGUUAGCAAAGAAGAAGCGGACACCUGAACAGCAUCGGGCAGCUCAAGCUGCCAAGCGAGCGGAGACUACCGAAAGUAGUACACGCUUAGAGCCAUCCCUCAACUUCGAUAUCGAACCUGUUGAUGUUUGACGGUGUCUAUACCUGAAGUCACUACAUAUGUACUUACUCGAAAGAUACAGUCUGUCAGUCUCAUCUGUCGAACAGUAUUUGAGGCCUGUGACACAUGACAUGUGACAUGUGACAAGCGCCUCGCCAAAUGGCUUUCGUUCACCCUUCGCGAGCUGCUUUGGUGCCUGCUGGUCCUUCAUCUUCAGACCGGCGCCAGCGUAGAUCACCGUCUCCCCGCCGUCGAAGGAGGAGCAUUUCUCCCCCACAUGAACGUCAUGAGAGCCCUGGUCGCGACAGAAUCAAGUCUAGUCGAGGGAGCCCCGAAUACCAAGAUUACAAGCGCCAGCUGGCGCCCCCUCCCUCGCAAGCAUCCUACCCUCAACAGCCUCUAGUGAGUCAUGUGCGAAGCUCUUAUCAGAGCGGAGGUGGAUAUAGUGGAGACAUAAUGGAAAGUCGACGCGCUCAACGCGACGCCAUUACCGUCAACGUGUGGCCUUCAUCACCUAAAGCGCCUGCUCGCGAUUUAUCCCCUUCACGGCAGAAAUCGCGCAAAAAGUCCAAACGCUCUCGUACAUCAUCUAUCGACUCCUCCGAGGAAGAAUAUCGUCGGCGGAAGGAACGCAAAGAAAAGAAACGGGCGCGAAAGGAGAGGGAGCGAGAGAGAGGACACCAGCACAGGACACGCCACGACUCGGACCCUGAUGAUUCUCAUCGUUACCGCAGUCAUUCUCCGCGCCGGACCGCACCAGCGAGUCGAACUGCGAGCCCCCGACCGGCAGAACCGCUCGAGGAUGAGGAUGAAUGGGUAGUGAAGCCUGCUACCACGGCGGUCUCCGCCCCAGCCCCCUUUUCUUCGAACGUGCCUCAAGGCGAUGACGACUCGGACGAAGAUAAUCUUGGACCGCAGCCUUUAAAUAAACCUAUCGCCAGCAAGAAGAUGGACGAGCGUGAUUACGGUGGAUCACUAUUACGAGGAGAGGGCAGUGCAAUGGCGGCCUUCCUGCAGGAUGGAACGGAAUCGCGUAUUCCUCGUCGGGGUGAAAUCGGCCUGACUUCCGAUGAGAUUGCCAAGUACGAAGAUGUGGGUUAUGUUAUGAGUGGCAGCCGGCACCGACGGAUGAAUGCUGUACGGAUGCGCAAGGAGAAUCAGGUCAUCAGUGCUGAGGAGAAGCGGGGCAUUCUCAAACUGCAGAAAGAGGAACGAGAGCGCAGAGAGGCUAUCUUGCGUGAGGAGUUCAGCGAACUCGUCAAAGACAAUCUCAAGGAGCAGAAGGCGCCAAAGCGGAAUGCAGAUGCGUAA
Messenger RNA from Mycena citricolor, 5331 nucleotides. The record is from the annotation of a GenBank genome assembly. Lineage: Eukaryota; Fungi; Basidiomycota; Agaricomycetes; Agaricales; Mycenaceae.